Molecule: messenger RNA, 1756 nt
Organism: Lobosporangium transversale
Lineage: Eukaryota; Fungi; Mortierellomycota; Mortierellomycetes; Mortierellales; Mortierellaceae
Product: adenylate cyclase associated N terminal-domain-containing protein
Exons: 7
Coding region: 81-1682 (533 amino acids)
Biological process (GO): cytoskeleton organization; regulation of adenylate cyclase activity
Cellular component (GO): cytoplasm
Molecular function (GO): adenylate cyclase binding; actin binding
Source: RefSeq, a predicted model, not a curated record
CUCAUAACUUUUUAACACACAUUUUGCAUUUCGCAUUCUAUUAAACUCAUUCGCAUCAUCCAUAUUAACCUUUACACCCAAUGGCUGAGAUUUCCUCACUCUCAUCGCUGCUCAAGCGAUUGGAAGCUGCUACCACUAAGCUAGAGGACUUGGCCAUGACCGGCGUUUCUGCCUCCAAUGUCUCGUCUUCACUCACCGGCAGUAGUGGUGCACAUGCGCCACAAGGUCAGCUGUCGCAGCUUGCCGAGGUUGCUGUUGCUGGUGACGCGCCUACUCAGAAUGCAAGCCAUCCCCAGGUUGAGGCCUUUGAUGAGUUGCUUGAUGGACAUGUGAAGAACUACUUUGAGCUUAGUAAAGAUAUUGGUGGCCUUGUCGAAGAACAGGCCAAGUAUGUCUGCAGCUUGUUUGCUGCUCAACGUGAAAUGAUCGUUGUUGCCACUCGUAGCCAAAAGCCGCCUCUGACCUCUGACAUUUUUCGUCAGUUGCUUGAACCUACUCAGGUUGAGCUGACAAAGGUCAUUGAGGUCCGUGACAAAAACCGUUCUAGCCCCUUGUUGACUCAUCUGACCACAGUGGCCGAGGGUAUUCCUGCUCUUGGUUGGGUGGCUAUUGAGCCCAAACCAGCACCAUAUGUCGGAGAAAUGAAGGAUUGUGCUCAGUUCUAUGUAAAUCGUAUUGUCAAGGAGUGGAAAGAAAAGGAUCAGAACCACGUUCUCUGGGUUCGCUCCUUCUUAGAUUUGUUGGUGGAGCUGCAGAACUACGUUCGCAAGUACCACACAACUGGACUAGUCUGGAACCCAAAGGGAAAUGUCUUGGAUAGCAGUAGUUUGAGCCGUGCAUCUACCGCCGCAGCCUCAAGUCCCGCCAAUGUUACUACUUCGGCUACUCCUUCAACAUCAGCACCAUCUGCUGGCGGGCCUCCACCUCCGCCACCCCCACCACCUCCUCCAGCAUUGAAUGCAGAGCCUACAAAGAAGACAUCAGAAAACGCCAUGUCAGCUGUAUUUGCUCAAUUGAAUCAAGGAGAGGCGAUCACAGCCAACUUGCGCAAGGUUGAUAAGAGCAAAAUGACUCAUAAGAACCCAGAGCUUCGAACUUCAGGAAUGGUGACGGCUUCAGCUGGCAAACCUAGUUCUCCUAAGAAAGCUGGGCCUGGAGCUCCCCCCAAGCCGGCAUCAUUGACUCUCAAAAAACCUCCGAAAUUGGCUUUAGAGGGCAACAAGUGGAUGGUGGAAAAUUUUGAAAGCAAUAAUGGCGUUAUUCUGGAUAACGUGGAGAUCAAUCACUCAGUUUAUAUCUUCGGGUGCAAAAACUCGACUAUACAAGUUAAGGGUAAGGUUACUACUGUCGCCAUGGACUCGUGCACAAAGACAGGACUUGUUGUCGAAUCCUUGAUCUCUUCGCUCGAUGUUGUCAACUCCAAGUCAGCUCAGAUUCAAAUACUUGGAAAAGCUCCCACCAUCAGCCUAGACAAGGUGGAUUCAUGUAUGGUUUACUUGUCGAAAGAAUGCCUUGAUGUUGAGAUUCUGACAUCAAAGUGCUCUUCUAUCAACAUUCUUACGCCGGAUUCAACAGAAGAAGGUGCUGAAGGAGACUUUGUUGAACGCCCCGUUCCGGAGCAAUUCCUCACAAAAAUUAUUGAUGGAAAAGUUGUUACCACAGCAGUUGAGCAUACUGGCUAAAUAAAAGAAUAUAAGAAGGCUUUAAUAUCUUGUAAUCUUGCUUCAAUCGAAAAAUAAACUGGUCUAAGUUCAAA